GGCGCCAUAGCCACGGUAGCCCUGGCGACAAGAGCCCAGCAACGAGAAUCAACAACAACAACAACCGAAUCCGCCAUAAAAAAUAAAAAGAAGACAUUUAACCGGGAAAACCCCCCACGUGGACACAGAGUGUGAUUCCCAGCUCCUGUAAUGGCCACUUCAGGCUACGUGGGUGAGAUCCAGCCGGCAGCCCAACCCCAGGGGGCUGGUGUUGCUGUGACAGCGGGGCAACCUGAUGCCAGUUCCAGCCCUGCAACCGCACCUCAGUUUCUGGCGGAGAUUCAGACUACCGUGGCCACUCCCACUAUUGUCACACCCACAGGCCAAACUACUCCCACCGAUCAAGCCACCUCCAUCCCAACUCCCAAGCCUGCAGAUGGGAGUCAAGCCCAGUCCACAGCCCAGGCCCAGCCUCCUCAGACACAGUAUGUGACUGCAGAGAUCCAGGGCUCUCCCACACAGUCUGGAAAUUCCCAAAGCACUCCUCAGUACAUCGUCGUUACAGUCACAGAGGGCUCCCUUCACUCAAGUGACAGCUUGUCAGACUCUAGCCCCCCUCCAGCUGUGGUGCAAACAGGAGUUCCCACACAGGUUGUUCAGCAGGUACAGGCUGGUCAACAGAGGUCAGUGGUGCAGGCCACCUCUCAGAUAGCCAAGACUGAGCCAGGCACUCAGCUCAGUGUCACCAGUCUACAGCCUGUUCAUAUCAGCCAGGAAGUCCAGCAGCAGCUCACACCCGUGCCAGUGCAACAUGUGUACGCCAAUCAAGUGCAGUAUGUGGAAGGAGGAGAGGCCAACUACACCACCAGCACCAUCCGUUCCAGCGCCUUUCCCUACACUGACACCCCCCUGUACACCCAGACCACAGCUGCCCAGUAUUAUGAAGGUCAGCCAACCUCAGUCUCACAGGCUUCCACCCCUGGCACACCUCUGACCGUCUCUGUCACCGCUGGCACAACAGGGUCCGUGUCCAUGUUUGUAGCCCAGCCCACCAGUGCAGCCGGGGGAGGGGCCAGCGUGGUGACCGCAGGUGGCACCACCAAUGGGGCAGGGGAAGGGGCAGGCACCAACGGUGGCGCAGCAGGCAGCUAUGUGAUCCAGGGGGGUUACAUGCUGGGCAGCAGCAGCGGAGGGGCAGCUGGCAACAGUCAGAACUACUCUCACAACGCCCGCGCCUCCCCAGCCACUGUGAGUAUUACAGAGGGCGAGGAGGGUAGCGUGCCGUCGGCAGACAAGAAGGUACAGUGGUUGCUGGACAACUAUGAGACAGCGGAAGGAGUGAGUCUGCCACGUUCCACCCUCUACUGCCACUACCUGCUGCACUGCCAGGAGCAGAAACUAGAGCCUGUUAAUGCUGCGUCCUUCGGGAAACUCAUUAGAUCUGUGUUCAUGGGGCUACGCACACGACGCCUCGGCACACGGGGUAAUUCUAAAUACCACUACUAUGGGCUGAGGAUCAAGGCGGGCUCUUCACUUCUCCGCCUGAUGGAAGACCAGCAACAUCUGGCCAUGAGGCAGCAGCCCUUCUCACAGAAACAGAGGUUGAAGCCUGUGCAUAAAGUAGAGGGACUGACCAAUGGCACAGCAGCAGGAGCAGGCCAGCAGCAGCAACAGCAGCAGGGGUCCGGGCAGGUGGACAUCAGCACCCAGGUUCAGCAGUACCAACAGUUCCUAGAUGCAUCCCGAGCUCUCCCAGAUUUCCCAGACAUCGACCUCCAGGGGAAGUCUCUGCCAGAGGGCAUUGAGCUGGAGCACAUAAAGAGCUUCCAGCUGCUGUACAGGGAGCACUGUGAGGCCAUACUAGAUGUGAUGGUCAACCUGCAGUUUACUCUGGUGGAAACUCUGUGGAAGACCUUCUGGAGGUUCAGCCAGAGUCAGGCUGGAGAUGCCACGUUGGCUGUUCAUGACGAGUCAGAGAAGCGCCUCCCUAAGUCCUGUUUGGUGAUCCUCUGCAAGUAUGAUCCGGUGCUGCGCUGGAGCCGAGACUGUGACAACAGCCUGUACCAGGGUCUGGUGGAGAUCCUCAUCCCUGAUGUCCUCAGGCCCAUCCCCAGUGCCUUAACUCAAGCCAUCCGCAACUUUGCCAAGAGCCUUGAGAGCUGGCUGACCAACGCCAUGAUGAACAUCCCGGAAGAAAUGGUCCGCAUCAAGGUAACAUCAGCCAAUGCAUUUGCCCAGACGCUGCGUCGCUACACCAGUCUCAACCACCUCGCCCAGGCGGCCCGCGCUGUCCUCCAGAACACGGCUCAGAUCAACCAGAUGCUCUCCGACCUCAACCGCGUCGACUUCGCUAACGUCCAGGAGCAGGCUUCGUGGGUGUGCCGGUGUGAAGACCGUGUGGUCCAGCGGCUGGAGCAGGACUUCAAGCUGACCCUCCAGCAGCAGAACUCCCUGGAGCAGUGGGCUGCGUGGCUGGACGGCGUCGUCUCCCAGGUGCUAAAGCCCUACCAGCAGAGCCCCGCCUUCCCCAAGGCCGCCAAGCUCUUCCUACUCAAGUGGUCCUUUUACAGUUCCAUGGUGAUCAGAGACCUGACCCUGAGGAGUGCAGCCAGCUUUGGCUCCUUUCACUUGAUCCGCCUGCUGUACGAUGAGUACAUGUACUACCUGAUCGAGCACAGAGUGGCCCAGGCUAAAGGGGAGACCCCCAUAGCUGUCAUGGGAGAGUUUGCCAGUUUAGGCCGCGGUCUUCACCAGCUGGAUCCUGACAAAGAAGACGAAGAGGAAGAGGAGGAGGAGAGUGACGACGAAUGUCAGGAGCUGUCUCUUCCCUCGGACGCCGUCGUGCUCGGAGACGAGUCUCUGGAGCCGCCCGCCAAGCUGGCCCGAAUGGACCAGAGAGUCCUCUUCACGACCGGAUCGGCCGACAACUAACCGCAACGACACACUAAUACGCUGCGUGUUGAUAGUGUUGAUUAUAUUGAAUAUGAACACACACAGAUGUACAUAGAACACUUAUUUAUACACUCGACACAUGUAUAUAGAUCUUGUAAAUGUGUGUGCAUACUGUAACUGUCCCACUUGUUCACGCACACACAAUCAAAACGUUGAGUACCGCUGUUGCGUGGACGGCACAACCACCUGUUGCACCAUUGGUUCAAUACCCAUCAUUGGCUCUGCAACAGGAUGUGGCUUCAAAGUCCAGAGAGAAACAAAAAGCUUUUUAACCCUUCAGUGGUAUUGAUCUGUAAAAAAUGAACUACAGCCAGGCAUGUUUUCUUUUUCUUUCUCUCUCUCAUCUCAACCUGUAGCCUCGCUGUCUCCUCGCUGAGCGGCUUCUGCUCACACUACAUCCUCCUAAAACUGUCACUGCCGUAUCAAAGUGGUCUUGAAAAUACUGUGGUGUGUGUGUGUGUGUGUGUGUGUG
Molecule: messenger RNA, 3364 nt
Organism: Anoplopoma fimbria (sablefish)
Lineage: Eukaryota; Metazoa; Chordata; Actinopteri; Perciformes; Anoplopomatidae
Gene: rfx1a
Product: regulatory factor X, 1a (influences HLA class II expression)
Exons: 18
Coding region: 151-2871 (906 amino acids)
Biological process (GO): regulation of transcription by RNA polymerase II
Cellular component (GO): nucleus
Molecular function (GO): DNA-binding transcription factor activity, RNA polymerase II-specific; RNA polymerase II cis-regulatory region sequence-specific DNA binding
Source: RefSeq, a predicted model, not a curated record